AUGGACAGUGGUUCCGCAAUAUGGUGGGGGAAAGGGAAAUUGCGGGAAGAGGAGAAGGCAAAAAUGUUGGAAAAUUCUCAUGCCUGGAUGGGUGGUUCCAGCUCAUCAAUAGCAGGUUUGUAUGCCUAUUAAUCACAUCAAAAUUCUCCGUUCUCUUUAUUUGUUUUCUCCUUCUCGCUCUCACUCUCCCACCCACCAGCAGAUAGUUACCAAUAUCAACUGCAAUCCAUGUGGCAAAAAUGCUGGAGCACCAAUCAAAAUCUAAUGCAUCACUUGCGUUUCCGGGAGCGUGGCCCUCUCAAAUCAUGGCGUCCAGAGACAAUGGCCGAAGCCAUUUUCAGUGUCCUCAAAGAGGGCCUGUCCUUGUCACAGGCUGCCCGCAAAUAUGAUAUACCCUAUCCGACAUUUGUACUCUAUGCCAAUCGGGUGCACAAUAUGCUGGGACCUUCAAUAGACGGCGGUCCCGAUUUACGUCCCAAGGGUCGGGGACGGCCACAACGCAUCCUCUUAGGUAUAUGGCCGGAUGAACAUAUUAAGGGUGUCAUCAAAACGGUUGUCUUUCGUGAGGGUAAAGAUAUCAAGGACGAGGGUCUGGUACCUCAUCUACCCUAUGGACGACAUUCGCCUAUUUUUCCAUUUCAGCAGGAGCCAAGUGUCAGUUAUCCGGGUGUGAGUGCCCAGUGUCCGAAUGGCAUACCGACUCCCACACCGACCGGCGAUCAAAUGGCCCAGGAGGCUACAGCGGCUGCAGUGGCGGCAGUGGCCCACAAUUUACGCCAACAAAUGCAAAUGGCAGCUGCCCAGCAGCAGCAACAACAACAGCAGCAUCAGCAACAACAUGGUCCGGACCAUGGUCCAGCUGGUCAAGGUCUCUUCAAUCUCCCUCCCCAUUUAGCCGGCAGUGGAGCUCUGCCGGUACCCUCAGGUCCUGGUGGCAUGAUUUUACCCAAGACGAGUAUUUCACCGGCCCUCAGUUCGGCAUCAAGUUCAGGGGCAGUCGGCUCUAUGAUGGGUCCACGGCAUGCACCAUCACCUUGUGGUCCCGGAUUACCUGUCAUGACCCAAUUACCACCCAGUGUGGCAGCAGCUUUACACAUGGCAGGGUCACCGGCCUCGCGAUGUGAUCCCAACCCCCUUCUAAGUCAACAACAGCAACAUCAAUUGCAUCAACUACAUUUACAACAACAACAACAUGCAAUGCAUCAGCAGCAACAACAACAGCACAAACAUCAGCACUCACAUGCACACCCGCUCCACCAACAGCAGCAACAACAACAGCACCACCACCAGCAACAUCAUCAACACCAAUUGGGUGCCUAUGGUCAACACCAUCUGUCCCUCGGCCAUCCAUCCGCAUUGACGGGGAUGGGUGGUGGCACCUCCACCCACCCAUCGCACCACCCCCAGCCAGCAUCAUCAACGGCCACAACGACAGCUUCCUCUACGAAAUCAUCAUCGUCCACAGUGUCGCCACUGCGACGUACCAGCCCACCCAGUGUCUCACCACUGACCGAACUUGGUCUUGAAAUGGCCUUUAAACCGGCACGAGCUUUUUCACCAUCGCGAUUGUUUUCCGAUGACAUUGCAGAUAUUGUGGGGGCAGCAGCAGCGGCCGCCGCUGCCGCAGCUGCGUCGUCUUCAACGCCAUCAUCAUCGUCGGCCGGCACAUGUACAACAACGGCCACUGUAACAACGGCCACAAUAACGGCAUCCAGUUCGUAUGGUUUACCCGCCACCUCGACAUCUGCCAUGUCAAUGGAUGCGAGUGGGCAAAUGGGGGCAGCGCCUUCUUCUUCCGCGGGUCCAUCAUCCUCCUCGAUGACCACCACAUCGUCCUCGACAGUUGUAACUUCCGCCAGUAGCAGUAACAUAAGUUCCACGGGCAUUAAACUCGAACCCAUUACUACAAGUAGCGAAUAAGAAUAUAUUCAAUAU
This is a messenger RNA of Musca vetustissima, 1935 nucleotides long. RefSeq names its product protein bric-a-brac 1 (gene bab1). NCBI's taxonomy places the organism in Eukaryota, Metazoa, Arthropoda, Insecta, Diptera, Muscidae. The record is from RefSeq and is a predicted model, not a curated record. Gene Ontology annotation, molecular function: DNA binding. The transcript is spliced from 3 exons. Gene Ontology annotation, cellular component: nucleus. Gene Ontology annotation, biological process: regulation of transcription by RNA polymerase II.